AUGUCGAAGAAACCUCUUCGAUCGCAAGCAAGAAAUAUUAUUUUCAAUGUUUAUCAAAGAAUAAUAAUUGAUGAACAAGGUGCAGAACAAACACAAUCGAUAUUGAGCCAUGUGCAAGCGUUGACUGGUGUUUUAAGACGAAUUGUUGCUGAAGGCAGAUCUAACAGAGGCGUAUUUAGCACGCCCGAUAAAAAGAAGAAAGGUGGAAAAAAUACUGCGUCUUCCUCGUCUUCCUCUUCCGAUGAAGACUUUUAUGGAUGUGCAGUAUUUGGAACCAUUUUCAAGUUCUGA
Molecule: messenger RNA, 291 nt
Organism: Bombyx mandarina (wild silkworm)
Lineage: Eukaryota; Metazoa; Arthropoda; Insecta; Lepidoptera; Bombycidae
Source: RefSeq, a predicted model, not a curated record